This is a messenger RNA of Gymnogyps californianus (California condor), 7439 nucleotides long. RefSeq names its product upstream transcription factor family member 3 (gene USF3). The coding region runs from base 13 to 6738 and encodes 2241 amino acids. NCBI's taxonomy places the organism in Eukaryota, Metazoa, Chordata, Aves, Accipitriformes, Cathartidae. The transcript has 5 exons. Gene Ontology annotation, molecular function: protein dimerization activity. The record is from RefSeq and is a predicted model, not a curated record.
UUCUCCGAAACCAUGCCAGAGAUGACAGAGAAUGAGACACCUACUAAGAAGCAACAUCGAAAGAAAAACCGGGAGACACAUAAUGCAGUGGAGAGACAUCGAAAGAAGAAGAUUAAUGCUGGGAUAAACAGAAUUGGAGAACUCAUUCCCUGCUCUCCAGCACUUAAGCAGAGCAAGAACAUGAUCCUGGAUCAGGCCUUUAAGUAUAUAACAGAAAUGAAAAGACAGAAUGAUGAACUUCUGUUAAAUGGAGGGAACAAUGAACAGGCUGAAGAGAUAAAAAAACUCCGGAAACAGCUGGAUGAACUGCAAAAGGAAAACGGGAGAUACAUCGAACUACUGAAAGCAAACGAUAUUUGCCUGUAUGAUGACCCUACAAUCCACUGGAAGGGAAAUCUCAAAAAUGCGAAGGUCUCGGUUGUUAUUCCCAGUGAUCAGGUUCAAAAGAACAUCAUUGUCUAUUCAAAUGGGAGUCAACCCAAUGGAAAUAACCAGGGAGCAUCUGUCCAGGGAAUAACGUUUAAUGUUGGUCAUAAUUUACAAAAGCAAACAGCCAAUGUUGUGCCAGUCCAGAGAACUUGCAACCUAGUGACUCCUGUGACGAUUUCUGGUAUUUACCCCACAGAAAACAAGCCAUGGUCUCAAACUACAGUUUCUCCACUGGCAUCUGCUCAGACAGCUCCAGCAGGGAACGUUCUUGAGCUUUCCACCCCGGAGAAUGAGCGAGGUGUGCUCACCGCUGCUACUGCCAGCUCGCAGAGCGCAUCUCAAUCUGGAACAGAACAGGAACUACAGUGUUCUUCAAAUAACGCACCACAGAAUGAUCAAAAUCUCCCCAAAAGUAAAAAUGAUGAGGAGGGCACUAAAUUAACAAAGAAAACACUCCUGCAGGGAAUCAGCCUUCCUUCCAGUGCCUCCACGGAAGCCUCCCAAGUUCAACAGGUGAAUGCAACUUGCUCAAAUACACACAAUUCUAGGAGUGACCUUCAGGAAAGCUGUGUCAUUUCAACCACAGACACAGCUUGUGUGCCAUCUGUGAGACUGUCUACUGCAGAGAGUUUUUCCUCUGUAAAUGUCCUCAAAAGUACAGACUUGGUAAGCAGUGCUGGAAUGCCUGUGUCUUCUGCAGCAGAAGGAGCUAAGGCUGCGACGGCAAUAAGCACUCUGCCUGCCAGUCCGCUAGAGAACUGCUGGUCUUUUUCAGGCUCUUCAGGUGUUGGCACUUCAGACUUGAAAAACAUGAGUAGCCUUACACGGAUGCCUUCAGCUGGAAACACACAGACCACGUGGACAACUUUGCAGCUAGCGGGAAAUACUGUUCAGCCACUAAGCCAAACGCCAUCCGGUAUAAUGACUGCACUAUUAAACGAGCCAGUUAAUGGUGCUGGUACUGUAUCUUCUGCUCACAGCAGGCCUUUGACUACAAGUAUCAGUUUGAAUACUUCUCUGCCCGGGGAUGGCCAGGCAGCUGAACAGAUUGUAGUUACCUUGCCCUCGUGCCCACCCUUACCUAUGCAGCCAUUAAUCAGCCAGCCACAGGUUAAAACUCAGGCUGCAGGAAAUAUCCUUCCAUUAAAUUCAGCUAUGCAGGUGAUUCAGAUGGCUCAGCCAGUCGCAUCAGCUGUUACAGGAGCACCAGCUAACCAGAAUGUCAUCAUUCUCCAGCCUCCAAACCCCGCUCCAUGCCCUCCGAUUGUGAGAGCAGAAGUUCCCAGCCAAAAUGUUAGCCAGCAAAUUGUAAUUAUACAAGCUGCUAAUCAGAAUCCUCUUCCCCUCCUCUCCGCUCAGCCUUCUGCUUCUGUACGAGUCCCCAUGAAUGGGCCGACUGCAAUCACGAACUCUAGCAGCUCCAUACAAAAUGCCUCUCUUCCACAGACUUUCGGAGGGAAACACCUUGUCCAUAUAUUACCAAGACCAUCUUCUUUGCCAUCUUCUGGCACUACGCAAACAUUUUCAGUUACAAUGUCCAAUCAACAGCAUCCUCAAACUAUCUCAUUAAACGGGCAGCUUUUUGCAUUGCAGCCUGUGAUGUCUUCAUCUGGAGCUUCAAAUCAAGCCCCUAUGCAAAUUAUUCAACCCACCACCAGCGAAGAUCCAAAUACCAAUGUUGCCCUCAAUACAUUUGGUGCUUUAGCUAACCUCAAUCAAAGCAUAUCGCAAAUGGCUGGACAGAGCUGCUUACACUUGUCUCUCAGCCACCCUACCAAUCCCACAACUGUCAGUAACCAGAUUGCCACAGUUAACUGUGUGUCAUUACCAGCUUCUGUGGCAUCUUCAGUACCUGUGGAGGUUUCAGUAUUAACUAGUGCAUCUAAUUCAAUAAAUGCUUCCCCCAAAAAAGCGGCUGCUGGCUUGCCAUCCAAUGCAAAAUCAAAAAGGACAAACAAAAAGCCAAGUACAAAGAAACACCAAGCAGUCAACAGUAAAGUGUCCUGCCCAGCGGUUCCUUGCAAAGACGCAGGGAAGGUGGACUGUGCUCCCAUGGAAACGGUGGCAAAGCAUUCAAAUGGCGAGGGGCUGCUUGAAAACGCUCCAGCAGUAUCGCAAGCUUUAACGACGUCACAGGCGAGCGGUGUGGCAGCAUCGAGCAGCGUCAGUGUUUCUGACUGUCGUUCCAAAGAGACUGCGAGCUCUCAACAGGCAGCCAAAACCUGCUCUGUCCCCGAGCCGAGCUCGGCAGAGGCGCCCGCUUCCUCGCCGCUGGCGUCCGUGGUGUCAGAGCAGCUGGCGCUCGUCCCGCUGACUGCCAAAGAUGCUGCUCCUCGCCAGCAGGCCCAUGGGUCUCAGAACUGUCCACCAGCCAGCUCUGCCUUGUCAGAGCCUCCCAAACCCUGUGAACCCCCCAGCACCUUAACGUCCUCUCGUACCGAAGCACAUGUAACGCAUUCUCAGGUUGCUGGGACGUCAGCAGCACAGAACAGCACAGCAGGUCAUACUUCCAAGGCAGGAACGAUUUCGGAGUCCUGCAACAUUGUGCAGGUUUCCUCAAUGGUAAUGCAAGAUGCGGACUUGUUAGAAGGACAGGGUCUAACCAAAAUGCUGUCUGAUCUCACGAAAGAAAGAACAGCUGUGGAAAAAACCCCUUCAUUUACCGUUCAGGGGGAGCAUUCUAAUUUUCCCAUGGAAAACUCUAAAUCAGCAGAAUCGAAUGUUGAUUUGCCUGAGAAGCAGGAACUCUUGCUAAUGAACACGGAAGGUGAUACUCUCUCCCAGCAUCACUCCUGCAUUUCUGAUCAGGAAGUAGUCAGUGCUUCCCUUAUCGCUAGCAGGCAGGCAGACUCCCCGAUGUCAACUAGCUCUGGCAGCAGUCGAGGCUUCUCAGUUGCAUCUAUGUUGCCAGAUACCACCAGAGAAGACGUUACUAGCAGCACCUCAACCAGUACAUGUAACAGCUGCACAUUUUCAGAACAGACUGACAUUGUAGCUCUUGCAGCAAGAGCUAUUUUUGACCAGGAAAACCUUGAGAAAGGUGGAGGAGGAAUACAGGUUAACAUGAGGGAUGCCAUCUCUAAGUCAACUGAGGUUGCACCUUUGGAGAGAGAGCAACAGCCUUUUAAACCUCAGGCACUGAAAGAAAACAAUGCAGGGCCAUUGGAAGCAGCACCAAACAAAUUCAGUGCUCAAGAUACAGUGCAGACAAAUGUCGAUAGACAGGUUGAAAAGCCAAGCUGCUCCGUAGGAGGUGUGGAAACAUCAAACACUUCUUUGCAGAUUUCCGCUUCCCAGUCACCAAGCAUAACCAGUUUAAGCGUGAAUAAUCUAAUACACCAGAGUCGCAUUGUCCAUCCCCUUGUGAGUUGCUCGAGUUUAUCCCAGUCUUCAGAGCCAGCAAGUGCCCCUGCAGCUGUAAGCCUCUCCCUUCCAUCUAGCACAUACGUCAAUCAGUCUCCAGGACCCGCUAUGAUGAGUGAAUAUGCUCAGGAACAACUGAAUGCUAUUAGGGUAAGCACCAUGCAGGCUCCCCAGCUGCAGGAGUCACACUUAAAGCAGCAAAAUCACGAAGGUCGCAAAGACUCUGCCAAGCGGGCUGUUCAAGAUGACCUUCUGCUUUCUACGGCAAAGAGGCAAAAGCAGUGCCAGACAACGCCCAUAAGGCUUGAAGGGAUGGCGUUGAUGAACCGAACACCAGAGGGUAUUGCUGAUCAAACACAGAUGCUAGUCAGUCAGAUUCCUCCUAAUUCAUCCAAUUCAGUGGCAUCAGUGAGCAAUCAAGGGCAUGCCGAUGGCCUUAAUAGGUUAUUCCCAUCCAACAGCAACUUUGUAACACCAGCUUUGAGACAAACUGAAGUUCAGUGCAGUUCUCAGCCAUCAAUUUCAGAGCAGCAAGGCCAGGCAGGGCAGCACUUGCAGCCAAUUCAACAUGUUCCUACUCAAGGCAUAUCUCACCUUCACAGCAAUCAUCCAUACUUAAAGCAACAGCAGGCUGGUCAGUUAAGAGAAAGGCACCACUUGUAUCAGCUGCAGCACCAUGUCGCUCACGGGGAAAACUCAGUCCACUCUCAACCCCACAGUGUCCACCAGCAGCGAACAAUACAGCAGGAGGUGCAGAUGCAAAAGAAACGAAAUCUCAUCCAGGGAACACAAGCCACACAACUUUCUCUACAGCAAAAACACCACGGAAGUGAUCAAACACGGCAAAAAGGUGGUCAGCCUCAUCCUCACCACCAGCAAAUGCAGCAGCAGAUGCAGCAGCACUUUGGAGCUUCCCAGCCUGAAAAGAACUGUGAAAAUCCUGCAGCAAGCAGAAACCAUCAUAACCACCCUCAGGGCCAUAUAAAUCAGGACAUCAUGCAUCAACAGCAACAAGAUGUUAGCAGCAGACAGCAAGGUUCAGCUUCUGAACAUGUGUCAGGGCACAAUCAGAUGCAAAGACUUAUGACCUCAAGGGGCUUAGAGCAGCAAAUGGUGUCCCAGGCAAGUAUCGUAAGCAGACCAUCAGAUAUGACGUGUACCCCUCAUAGGCAGGAAAGAAAUCGAGUUUCCAGCUACUCUGCUGAGGCGCUCAUUGGGAAGACGCCCUCUAAUUCGGAACAGAGAAUAGGAAUAUCUCUUCAAGGCCCUAGGGUUUCUGACCAGCUUGAAAUGAGAAGCUAUCUUGAUGUUUCUAGAAAUAAAGGGUUGGUGAUUCAUAAUAUGCAGGGCCGCUUGUCUGUCGACCAUACAGUUAGCUCAGAUGUGCAGCGGCUUUCUGAUUGUCAAACAUUUAAGCCAGCUGGACCCAAUCAACAACCGACGGGCAAUUUCGAUGUACAGGCUUCAAGAAACAGUGAAAUUGGUAAUUCUGUAUCAUCUCUCAGGGGCAUGCAGUCGCAAGCAUUUCGAAUCGGUCAGAAUACUGGGCCAUCCAUAGAGAGACAGAAGAGACUGCCCUACCAGCCAGUACAGGGUAUUCCAACAGGAAACACCCUGCCAUCAAGGGAAAAUGAAAACACGUGCCACCAAAGUUUUAUGCAGAGUUUACUUGCCCCUCACCUUGGAGAUCAAGUUAGUGGAAGCCAAAGAUCAAUCCCAGAACAUCAAAGGAACACGCAGUGCGGCGCCUCCUCCACAAUUGAGUACAACUGUCCCCCAGCACGGGAGAGCGUCCACAUCCGAAGAGAUGGUGAUGGCCAGAGUAGGGAGAGCUGUGACAUGUCUAUUGGUGCAAUUAACACAAGGAACAGUUCUUUGAAUAUUCCUUUUUCGAGUUCUUCUUCCUCGGGAGAUAUUCAGGGUCGCAACACAAGCCCAAACAUCUCUGUGCAGAAGUCCAAUCCCAUGAGGAUGACGGACAGUCAUGGAACCAAGAGCCACAUGAAUACGCCUGUUUCUAGCAACAUGCAUGGAGUUGUGAGGCCAACUCACCCUCACCCUGUAGUUUCUCACGGAAAUGGCGAGCAAGGGCAACCUUCUGUUCGUCAGCCAAAUUCUUCAGUUACUCAGCGGUCGAGGCAUCCUCUGCAAGAUAAUGGAGGUUCUAAAAUACGUCAGCCCGAAAGGAAUCGAUCCGGAAAUCAAAGACAUGGAAACGUCUUUGACCCUAGUCUUCCCCAUCUUCCCCUGUCCACCAGCGGCAGUAUGAUCCUUGGGCGCCAGCAGUCUGCGAUAGAAAAAAGAGGAAGCAUUGUCCGAUUUAUGUCUGAUGGCCCUCAAGUGUCUAACGAUAACACGGCCCCUGACCAACAUACUCUCUCUCAGAAUUUUGGAUUCCCUUUUAUUCCGGAGGGUGGCAUGAAUCCACCGAUAAAUGCCAACGCCUCUUUCAUCCCACCAGUCACUCAGCCUAGUGCCACUCGAACACCAGCUCUCAUCCCGGUCGAUCCUCAGAAUACGCUGCCAUCCUUCUAUCCACCUUACUCGCCUGCCCAUCCUACGCUUUCCAACGACAUUUCUAUCCCUUACUUUCCCAAUCAAAUGUUUCCUAACCCAAGCACGGAGAAGCCGAGUAGUGGAAGUUUAAACAAUCGAUUUGGAUCCAUUUUGUCUCCUCCCAGGCCCGUUGGUUUUGCUCAGCCAAGUUUUCCUUUGCUUCCGGAUAUGCCGCCAAUGCACAUGACCAACACGUCGCACUUAUCCAAUUUUAACUUAACGUCAUUGUUUCCAGAAAUAGCCACAGCUCUUCCUCCAGAUGGUUCAGCAAUGUCGCCUUUGCUUUCCAUUGCAAACACAUCUGCUUCAGAUUCUUCCAAGCAGUCCUCAAACCGACCUGCCCACAAUAUAAGCCAUAUUCUAGGUCACGACUGCAGCUCAGCUGUAUGAAAACUGAUAGACUGACGUCUAGUCUGAUACGUUGUUUAUAUAUUUAAGAAGAAGAAAGUGGAUCUUACUGGCAUCCCUGAAGAGACCAUUCAUAGCAUCACUGUUUAUUUGCCUAAAUGUAUGUAUAUGGGUACUUUUCGUAUUUAUAUACACACUGUGUUUCCAUCCACCUUACUAACUUUAAAGCACCAGUGCCUAUAGCAAUGCUUACUUACUAGUAAACAGUAAGGAUGCAACAUUGAGAGCUGUGCAAAUAUUGGUUGUUGAUUUUCCAACAAUCAAGUUUGAUGUCCGAUUGUUCCAGGGUAAGGGCCACCCUCAGUAAUACGUGGAUGUAAAGAAAGGAGUGAGAGCAUCCGUAUGGGAGACAGGAAACAAAUACUACAGGUUUCGUUUUGUUUCUGAUACGUUUACCUGAAACUACAGACGAACUUGAAGUGGCUUGGGUUUCUCUUUUUCCUUUGUAAAAUAUCUUCGGGAGCCUCAACGCAAGCCAAGUCUGUGUUAACCCAGUGUUAAUUGAUAAAGGCAUUUGUCAUGCAGCUUUUGUCUGUUUGAAGCUUGUCACAUGCACUUGACUUAAGGCUGACUUUACCUGGCAAAAAUUACUAUGUGUUUCCGUGGUCAGCAAUUAAAAAUACUGGUUUAGAAAAUUCAGAUUUCUUUAACCCAUGACUUUCUGUUUCUAAGAAGAAUUUUGU